GUUUCUAUAGUCAAAUAAUAACGUUAAAAAGUAAGCUUAUGAAUAGGAAUCUUAACAGCAACGGAUCUUGAAAAUAACACAUGUAUAGAAGACUUGGUAAUGUUUUAAAGUUUGUAUUCAAAUAAUCAAAAUCUGGACAAACAUGAGUGGAGUUCAUAGGAAAGUUUCCCGAAGUUUGGCUGACGCUUCUGCUGCAAUUAGUCCCGGUACGGGUUCUCAUGCACACUUCAAACAGCCCGAGAAUGAACUCAAGCAGAAACUCGACGCUUUGGAUACCUCCUUCAAAAUAUCCAACAAAAAGAUAAGUAGUGAAACUCGAGAGCUAAGGCAAAUUUUAUUCGACCUUCAGAGAGACCUCAGAGCCUCAAAAUCUGCCAAUCAAUAUGUCCCUUCGUCGUUUGAAGAACAAGGACAGGCGAAACGACAAAGACGUAUAACUGUUGCUUUGGGAAACCGCGAGCUAAGUCCUCGGGAUGACGACACCAUCAAGUCGUCCUCGCCCGAGACAAUGGAAGGCCUGCAAUCGAAAGGAUCCAAAGCAACUCCAACCAAACGACAGAGGAAGGUAAGUGGAGCCUCUCCACGCCAACCUAAAAUUCUGGUCCAAGAAGAAGACGUCCUCAAAAGUGAAAACAUAGGAGGACGAUUGAUAAACGAAAAAGAAACAGAUUUAGGAACAGAAGGAGUAAUGGUGACUGUUGAACCAAAUGAAGGCUUGACUAAUGCUGAAAAUUGUAUGUCAUUAAAACAAGAGGUUCAACAAACACAAGCAAACAAACAGCACGGUGAAGCUUAUGACGGUGAAAGCGAGAUUUUUAGUCGAGCAGAGCGUAUUCCAAUGAACCUAACUCUAGACCCUAAAGCCUCUGAGUCUAAAAAAGAGUCAAACAUCACAGAUGAUAGUCAAGGAAGAGUGAGAAAAACAUCCCAUUCCGGAGUGUUUUCUUAUUCCAGUUCAAGUUCCGAUACAAAAACAUUUGAUCGACUCAAGCCCAGUCCGACCGGUUCGACUUAUGGUCUAACAUACUCCAAGCACUUCAAUGAAGAACGUAAAAGAUCGUUGUCUGAUAGCGAUGCUAGCUAUCGCGAUACUUUCAAAGGACGAUUCAUGACGCAAUCUCUUCCUGAAAAACUCAAAGAUCAAUGCCGCAUUGACCUGCGUCCACAGGAAUCCCAGAAAAGAACUCGACGCGUCACAGUAUCAGGUCCUCCUCCCAUGGGAGCAAGACGUCUGAUUGACAUUGCAGACAUUCCUGUUACCCCUUUUCAUCCAGGGCCAAUUCGAAAGAAAAGCACAGGGAGGGGUCCCACCGGAGGUUUGCCUAAAAGAAGAGGAACAGAAAAGGAAGAUUCAAGUGCUGAAGUGUUUGAUGAUAAUGAGAUAACGAGAGACAAAUACAAUUUGACUGUUGGGCGAUCACAGGAGGCAAAACAACGAAGGUACUCGUCAGUCUACAAACCGACGUCUUCGUCCCUUCCCCCCUUAAAAGAGGAAACACACAAUGCCGCCAGACAAGCAGAGGCAGCUAAACAAUGGGAAAACCUAGAUCAGUGUCGAUACCUACGCAAAGGAAAUGAAGUACUUUCAAUUGAAGAUAUAUUUCGAAAAGAUUAAAACAUAUAGGAUAUAUCAGGCUAUAUGAUGGCAAAUUAUGUACGUUUUAGGCCUGUGUAUUAUUUGUAUGUACACAUAAUUACAGAUAAGUUGUCCAAGAAAGAAAUUUUGCUAUUUAGGAAUCAUUUGAAAUACAAACGAAAAUGGUUCUUCUUUGUCUUUUAAUGUAUUCCUAAAUCUCUAAAUUUCGUGACGUGUAGCAACGUAUAUUCAAGUCGGUCCACUAGAAUCUUUUAAAAUUCUUUUUAUCAUAGCCUUACGUUAUACGGCAUACCUAUCAUUUAUUUCCUUCGUCGAUAAUUAUAUUAAAACAACUUUUAUUGGACA
Messenger RNA from Exaiptasia diaphana, 1942 nucleotides. RefSeq lists its product as uncharacterized. The transcript is spliced from 2 exons. The record is from RefSeq and is a predicted model, not a curated record. Lineage: Eukaryota; Metazoa; Cnidaria; Anthozoa; Actiniaria; Aiptasiidae. The coding region runs from base 143 to 1615 and encodes 490 amino acids.